UUCAGAUAGUCGAUGGAGAACACUGACCCGUCGCUUGAAAAGUACUUUCGAGCCCAUAAAGACACAAUAACAUCAAUAAGUUUCAACCCUACCGGCAAACAAGCUGCAUCUGGGUCUUACGAUAGCAGCCUAAUAGUAUGGAACCUCAAGCAUAACCAGAGUCAGAACCGGUCUUUUCGGUACCAAGGUCAUGAAGAUGCGGUAAUGGACGUUCGGUUUUCCCCGAACGGACAAUUAGUCGCUAGUGCUUCCAGAGACAAAACAGUUCGGCUUUGGGUGCCAACUAUAAAAGGUGAAAGUUCUAGUUUCAAAGCACACACUUCAACCGUCAGAUCUGUGGACUUCUCACAUGAUGGUGAGCUUUUAUGCACAUCGUCUGAUGACAAAACAGUCAAACUAUUCACUGUUCAUCGACAAAAGUUCCAGUUUUCUCUAAGCGGCCAUUCGAAUUGGGUACGCGUUGCAAGGUUUGCUCCGGAUUCAAGGAUCUUAGUCUCAGGAAGCGAUGACAAAACCAUAAAAAUUUGGGAUAAGUCAACCAAGGAAUGUGUUCAUACAUUCAAUGAACUUAAUUGUCACGUGAACAGUUUGAUGUUUCACCCUAGCGGCACUUGCAUCGCAGCUGGAAACUCGGAUUCGACUAUAAAGAUAUGGGAUAUCAGAACCAACAAGCUACUUCAACAUUAUCAAACACAUACCGAUGAGGUUAACUCAGUAUGUCUUCAUCCUUCUGGAAAUUUGCUCAUUUCAGCGUCAUCUGAUUCGACCUUGAAAUUGUUUGACCUUUUAGAAGGUCGUCUUAUUUAUACUCUUCAUGGUCAUCAACCUAAAAAAGCAGUUGCGGUCGCGUUUAGUCACUGCGGUGAGUAUUUUGCUUCCGGGGGAGCGGAUAACCAGUUGUUAUACUGGAAGACUAACUUAUCAAGCUACUUCAACCAGGAAAACAAUCAAGAAAAUCAAGCAGCCCCGGGGCGCGUGUAUAAUACUGGUACAAAUGAUGCAUUUCCAAGUGGGGUGAUUUCGUCUGUUAAUAAUCCGAACCGGCCAAUGAUGUCACAUCCGCAUCAACCGAGUGUAUACGAUUCGAAAGCAAAAUCAGUGGUUUUCGGUGGGGGCUCAAUUCCAAUUUCAUCAGCGCGUUCGGUUCUGAACCCAACUGGCGACACUGUCAAUCAUGUGAUUAACGAAGUGGAUUACAACCCGCCACAGUCGCCGCCUCAUACGAAUAAAAGCAGCUCAAACGCGAGUACGAUGAAUGAGAGUAAGAAAAUGAACCUAGCUCUGAGUCAAAUUAUAUCACAGCUUGAUACUCUUACUCAAACCGUCGCCAUUUUGGAACAAAGACUCACGAAUGUGGAAAAUAAGAUAGCCGACGUUGUUGCUCACCCGAGCUCAACUCAUAUGCCGAAAUCAUCACAUCACAAAUAAACGAAUGAUUUGAGUCACCGGAGAUUUAGAUCACAUUAGCGUGCAAUUAUUGAUGCAAAUGAACUUGCCUUAACUACUUAGUAUUAGCUACAAAAGUAGCCUUAUGAUUAGUGUGCCUUUAUGUAGUGAAUCUGUGAAAGUUUUUACUGUAGCGGAUUCAGAAUAUAGACGUUUCUUUGUUUCUUGAUUAAAUGAAAAGCAAUACAACACAAACUUGCUCAGAAAAAAGCUCAAAUUUUUUGGAUUC
Symsagittifera roscoffensis is the source of this 1675-nucleotide messenger RNA. Its product is annotated as POC1 centriolar protein homolog A-like. The record is from RefSeq and is a predicted model, not a curated record. Gene Ontology annotation, molecular function: protein binding. Lineage: Eukaryota; Metazoa; Xenacoelomorpha; Acoela; Convolutidae. The transcript has a single exon. Bases 13 to 1428 code for a protein of 471 amino acids.